UUAACCAAUAUAAAAGUCGGUGGUUUCUGUCUUCACCAACAGUUGUGUGUGGUCGGUGAGACGAAGCAAACCUAAUUCAAACACAAAAUGAUUGCCAAAGCCGCAGUAAUUCUAUCAGUGGUCGCGUUCGCGGCAGCUGGUGUCUUAGAGUACGCCGGCUACCAGGGCUACGAGCAGGAACCCGUUGCGUACGCGCAGGUGCCAGUCGCCCCCGCACAGUACUCUGGCUACGAAGACAGACAUGUCGACUAUCACGCCCACCCCAAAUAUGAUUAUUCCUAUUCCGUAUCUGACCCUCACACCGGCGACCACAAGACCCAACACGAGGUCCGCGACGGUGAUGUGGUGAAGGGAGAGUAUUCCCUGCUGCAGCCUGAUGGCACCUUCCGCAAGGUCACCUACACCGCUGACGAUCAUAAUGGAUUCAACGCGGUGGUAGAAAACAGCGGGCCAUCCCACCACGCCUCGUACCACUAAACAGCUGUGCCGGCUCGGAGCCAUACUUUAUGUGAUAUUAAACCUUUAAUACUUUAGAUAGUCUUUAGUUGACAUGACUUGUUUUAAGACUGCGGCGAAAAUAAACUGUUGGAAAAAACGA
This is a messenger RNA of Plodia interpunctella (Indianmeal moth), 598 nucleotides long. RefSeq names its product cuticle protein 19-like. Bases 88 to 477 code for a protein of 129 amino acids. NCBI's taxonomy places the organism in Eukaryota, Metazoa, Arthropoda, Insecta, Lepidoptera, Pyralidae. Gene Ontology annotation, cellular component: extracellular matrix. The record is from RefSeq and is a predicted model, not a curated record. The transcript is spliced from 4 exons.